GUCUGUUCUAAACCGUCCCUCGCAUCCGUACCUAUCUGUCUCAUGACCACCCCAAUAACAUCUUGUAUAAACAAACCAGAGUUCUCAGAAGUCUAUCCACCAUCUGAGGAUUCAUACUUAUUUUUGGACGCUUUGGAAUUGGAUUCAGAAUUUCUAUCCGGAUUAAAUCCCACCAUAACUCUUGAAGUCGGAAGCGGUAGUGGAGUUAUCAGUGCAUUUUUGUGCUCAUCCAUUUCAAAACCUUUAGUUCAUAUAUGUACAGACGUAUCUCUUACUGCAUGUUACGCAUCUUUGUGUGUGCUUAACGUAAACGUUCCCAGUACAUCGGUGACAUACGAUGUGGUUAAUUGUUCUUUAGCAACUCCCCUCUUGUCUAGACUAUAUAAAAGUGUAGAUUUAAUCAUGUUUAAUCCUCCCUAUGUACCGACAACUAUAGACGAACACAAAGCGGCUGGUUCAACUAUAGUUGCUUCAUGGUCAGGUGGGCCACUAGGAAGAGAAGUAAGAUCAGUUUCUUGGUUUGUUGUCCGUUUGAAAGUUAUAAACUUGUGAUUCCAAACCUCCUUACAGGUAUUAGCGUAUUUUUGGGCUUUUUUACAAGCCUUGGUGCCUCGAUAUCACAGAAAUUAAUGGAUAUUACAGUUUUAGGAAGAACUCAUUCAAUUUGAUAGUAUUCUCUCAUCAUUCUUUUUACUGAUAGCUCUGCACGAUGUUUUUAUUGUGUAGAUGUAAACCGAGACAUAACUAUUAGUCAACACGAUAAUACAUUGAAUUGUCCACCAAACAGUAUCUUCUAGAUAGUGAUGAAGAAAAUACUGAAGUUCAUUUUGAAUCUUUUGUAUGGAAUUGCCAAAUGUCUUCUCCUUUGCUUACAUUCUGCAUUUCUCAUCUUUAAGUACAAAUCUGCUAGCAUAACUUACCUGCUUCUGGAAGCUGUUCUAUUAAUCUAGGAUUAGUUUAAUAUUUUGGGACUUUCUCAUAUUAAUGUAUUAUGUAUAUUUAACGCUUGC
Schistosoma turkestanicum is the source of this 1010-nucleotide messenger RNA. Lineage: Eukaryota; Metazoa; Platyhelminthes; Trematoda; Strigeidida; Schistosomatidae. The record is from the annotation of a GenBank genome assembly.